AUGGUCAUUCCGACAACCACUCGCGAGUACCGUCUCCCGAAGUACGAUGGCUACCACAAUCUAACCCUCAAAGAGGUCAGCCUGCUUCAGCCGAGGGCGAACGACGUCCUCGUAAAAAUCGUCGCGGUCUCUCUGCAAUUCCGUGACCUUAUGGUCUCGAAGGGAACGUACCCGCUCGGAAAUAAGGAGAACGUCGUCCCAUGCUCCGACAUGGCCGGCGAGAUCAUCGCUGUUGGCGCGGACGUCGAGGGCUUCAAGGUGGGCGAUCGCGUUUGCGCGAACUUUGCGCUCGACCAUGUCUACGGCGACGUGAACGAAAAGAUCAAGUGGACGGGGCUGGGUGCACCCAUCGACGGGGUGUUGACCGAGUACAGGAACUUUCCGGCGUAUUCCCUGGUCCACAUUCCCUCCCACCUGUCCUACGUUGAAGCCUCUACCCUUCCCUGCGCAGCUCUGACCGCGUAUAACGCCCUGAACGGCCCUACGCCCCUGAAGGCGGGCGACGCCGUGCUCGUGCAGGGCACUGGCGGCGUCAGCGUCUUCGCGCUGCAGUUCGCCAAGGCGUCGGGCGCAACAGUCAUCGCCACCUCCUCUUCAGACGCGAAGCUAACAAUAGCGAAGGAGCUCGGCGCAGACCACCUCAUCAACUACAGGCAGACGCCGGAAUGGGAGAAGGAGGUGCUAAGGAUUACGGAAGGGAGGGGUGUAGACCACGUUGUGGAAGUGGGCGGCCAGGGCACAUUGAUGAAGAGCUUGGACUGCGUGAGGUAUGCGGGGUGGGUCCAUAUGAUUGGGUUCCUUGCUGGCUCUACGGACACCUCCGACGCCCCUCUCGUCGCGCUAGGCAAGGCCGCGAUGAUAAGAGGCAUCCUAAUUGGCUCGCGCGACCAGUUCGAGUCGAUGAACCGUCUCAUCAUCGCCAACAAGCUCAAGCCCAUCGUGGACAAGGUGUUCAGCUUCGAAGAGGCGAAGGAAGCGUAUGCGUACCUUGACAGUCAGAAGCACGUUGGAAAAGUUGUGAUCAAGGUAUCGAAGGAUUAAAAUGUAAGUCGGAAAGAAGAGAUGAUCUUGUACCGG
Gloeophyllum trabeum ATCC 11539 is the source of this 1077-nucleotide messenger RNA. RefSeq names its product NAD P-binding protein. The transcript is spliced from 4 exons. The record is from RefSeq and is a predicted model, not a curated record. Bases 1 to 1041 code for a protein of 346 amino acids. Lineage: Eukaryota; Fungi; Basidiomycota; Agaricomycetes; Gloeophyllales; Gloeophyllaceae. Gene Ontology annotation, molecular function: oxidoreductase activity.